GACGAGUGGACAAGAAGUACUCGUAAAGAAGACUGCUCUUUCACAAAGCCAAAGCACACCAGAUGAGACGACAACUCCGACUAGCGCAACAUCUCCUCAGCUGCAAACUACAGACAACGGUGGAAACUACAUGAACAAGAAUCAAAAUCAAAAUGUGACAACCUUUUCCUCCAGAAAGCAAUCACUAUUCUCGCGGACUCCAGCAACGCAACUUGGCGAGAGGAUAGACGCGUUGCUGAAUCUAACGAUCGGGGAUGUAGUGGAGAGUAGAGGACCCUCCUCGAAGAAAUCCCAGCAGUGGGCACCAGGCGAAGGAACCGGCAUCGAAUAUCUAGGAAGGAGACGGGGUACGAGGAUUGUUUUAGAUCAUGAUCACGAUAUGGGUAAGUAGGCUAGAGAUACAACAGGUAGAAGUAGAACGAACGACUAGAUAGAGUAGAAGUACCGAAGUACCAUAUAAUACUGCUGAAAGAAACUACAUAAUCAUGAUGAUUUUUUGAAAAGUGAAACGUCUCCCUUAUCUAACAUUAACAGAUUCCUAUUCACCGACAUCGCAUCGCCGUCUUAGUUCGGAAUCCCCUGGUCGGACUCCUCGACUAAGUCCUAAUGACGUUCUAGACGAGUCGCACCACAAGUUCCACAACGACCAUCAUUUUCGCGCAGUCAAACCUAGCCCUUUGCCACCAUCUGACGGCGGGGAGCUCACAGGUCUAGUGUCGAUUUUGUUAUGGCUUGAAGAUGGGCUAGCAUUUCUUUGUACCUCAUUCACUCUCGUCUCCUUCAUGAAGUUGAUAAACAACGCACUCCUGAGAUCCAUGUGCUGCUGAAGACUUUUACCUCUUCAAAAUGAUGUGUGAGAAUUUUUAGCAGUGCCGCUGUCUCUCUUGUGCCAGCACAACUGACAACUCUAAUCGGAGCCGACUCUGUUCGAAAGUACGCUCCAGACGAAGCCGCAUUGGCCUUAGACACCGAAGCUUUGUGUAUGCGAGUCGCGGAAAUCGAAUCAGAGAGCAAGACCCUAGAGCAGAGUAUUUUGGAGCUCAACUCACGCGUGAAUGAACUAGUCGAUGUCGACGACGAGUUAAACUUGUUAGAUGAGGAUGGAGAUGAAGCCGUUUACCCCACAACUCGGUUGAUGGCAGAUGCCAGGCGUGACUUGGUGACGUUACCGGGACCCAGUGUGGAUGAGACGUAGGGAAGAGGAUGUUGGAGGCAACUAC
Amoebophrya sp. A25 is the source of this 1220-nucleotide messenger RNA. NCBI's taxonomy places the organism in Eukaryota, Dinophyceae, Syndiniales, Amoebophryaceae. The record is from the annotation of a GenBank genome assembly.